This is a messenger RNA of Erinaceus europaeus (western European hedgehog), 1284 nucleotides long. RefSeq names its product MAX dimerization protein 3 (gene MXD3). The coding region runs from base 16 to 807 and encodes 263 amino acids. Gene Ontology annotation, biological process: regulation of transcription by RNA polymerase II. Gene Ontology annotation, molecular function: RNA polymerase II cis-regulatory region sequence-specific DNA binding; DNA-binding transcription factor activity, RNA polymerase II-specific; protein dimerization activity. NCBI's taxonomy places the organism in Eukaryota, Metazoa, Chordata, Mammalia, Eulipotyphla, Erinaceidae. The record is from RefSeq and is a predicted model, not a curated record. The transcript is spliced from 4 exons.
CAAUCGCAAGACCGGAUGGUGAGACCACGCCCGCCGCCGCCAUCGGUGGCGGCCCCGCCCCUCGGAGCCCACGUGCGGAGGCAGAGCCGGGGUCCCCGCGCGGGUCGCCGAGGCCCAGAGUCGCCACGUCACCGGCGGGGGGCGCCGCACCCCAGCCGGGGGCCGCACGAAGGCCGGGCCUGGAGGGCGCGGGGACGGAGCGGGGGAGCCGGGGAGGGCGGCGGCCGCCGGGCGCACUCGGAGGGGCGUUCCGGGGGGCGCGGCGGCGGGCGGGGCGCGGCGGGGGGCGGGGCGGCGCGGUGUUUGUUGCGCCGCGUCAGUUACAUUGUAACAAAGUGGGACCCCGCGCCCGCGCCCGCACCCGGCCUAGCGCCGCCGGCAUGGAGCCCGUGGCCAGAAACAUCCAGGUGCUGCUGCAGGCCGCCGAGUUCCUGGAGCGCCGCGAGAGAGAGGCCGAGCACGGCUACGCGUCCCUGUGCCCGCACCGCGGCCCCGGCGCGCCCCACCCGGCACGAAGGCGACCUCCGCAGGCUGGCGAGCUGGACAGCGGGCGGUCUGCGCACAAUGAGCUGGAGAAGCGUAGGUGAGUCCCAGCCCCCAGGCCUGCCUCCCCUCAGCUGCCCUACCGUUGUCCCUCUGUCCAGCCAGGCCGGCUGGCACUGCCCUCCAGAUCCCUUCCCCCGCAGGAGGGCCCAGCUGAAGCGGUGUCUGGAGCAGCUGAAGCAGCAGAUGCCCCUGGGGGCGGACUGUGCCCGGUACACCACGCUGAGCCUUCUGCGCCGGGCCAGGGUGCACAUCCAGCAGUGAUCUGACCAGGUCCACCUGCUGCUCGGCCCCUCCCAGCUCAGGCCUUGCUGCUCCCCAUGCUGUUGACAGCAGCUGAGCUGGCACACUGCUGGCUGCCCGCCUGGACAGUGGGCUUUGCCUCAGCCCCCAGUCCUGCUGACUGGGCACCACAGGCUUUUGAUGGCGGAGCCUGGAAGGGGCGUGGCAGAGAGGAAGCCUUCAGGCUCCUGGGCGGCUCUGGCCCACAGCAACAUCGAUGGCCCCUUUGGUCUGUCUGGGAGGAGCUGGUGGCAACUUUUCUGUUUCCUUUCAAAGACUGGGACACCUGGCAGCUCCAGGCCUAUCCCAAGGGCAGUGGUGGGCUCUGCCAGGGAACGGCCUUUAAGUUUUGUGGUCUCUUUCCCCACCUCACAGGCCUGGGGAGGGGGCCUGGCUGCACAGGGAUAUGGGAGCUGCCCUGGGACCCCUACUUAGUGAGCCCCCAGGACACUGACCACU